CCACGAUCACAAAAUCUGUGUCACUAUUAAUAUAAAAUAAAAUCUGAGUGAAUCUCUGCAAAUAAAAAAGAAGCUGGAAUGGCGUCUGUCGCUCAAUUUCACGCUCUCUUCGUCCCCUCUAACUCGAUCAAAAAAUCAUCCUUGUUCUUCGGCUCAACAAUCUCUUUGCGCCGUGAAAUGCAGAAAAGCAGAGAGAGAAAGCAGCUGGCGGUGGUGGCUGCCGUCGGAGAUGUCUCGGCUGACGGGACUGUCUAUCUGAUAGCCGGCGCCGCGGCGGUGGCGUUGCUCGGAACUGCUUUCCCCAUCAUCUUCUCCCGCAAAGACACGUGCCCCGAAUGCGACGGAGCGGGAUUUGUGAGGAAAGGAGGGGCGGCGCUGAGGGCAAAUGCGGCAAGAAAAGAUCAGACUCAAAUUGUAUGCGCUCGCUGCAAUGGUCUUGGCAAGCUUAAUCAAGUUGACAAAUAGGACUACAAUUCUUAAUUGCGUUCUCUCAAUUUUAAAUUCUACUACUAUGUUGUUUGCUUCCUCUCAAUUUAAUAAUCAUGUCUAUCAUAUAUUUAUUCUCCAA
Messenger RNA from Salvia splendens (bonfire salvia), 568 nucleotides. RefSeq lists its product as uncharacterized. The record is from RefSeq and is a predicted model, not a curated record. Bases 79 to 465 code for a protein of 128 amino acids. Lineage: Eukaryota; Viridiplantae; Streptophyta; Magnoliopsida; Lamiales; Lamiaceae. Gene Ontology annotation, cellular component: chloroplast thylakoid membrane. The transcript is spliced from 2 exons.